Messenger RNA from Cryptococcus amylolentus CBS 6039, 809 nucleotides. RefSeq lists its product as hypothetical. The transcript is spliced from 3 exons. Lineage: Eukaryota; Fungi; Basidiomycota; Tremellomycetes; Tremellales; Cryptococcaceae. The coding region runs from base 139 to 798 and encodes 219 amino acids. The record is from RefSeq and is a predicted model, not a curated record.
CUCUCAUAGAUUUGAGCCCUGAUGCUAUCAACACAGAGCUCACAGGCAAGGGUCAAGCCCUCCCCAACCCCUCUUCCGCUGUGACCUUACCCGCCUCUCGGUCGGUGGCGACUUCUCACUCUAGUUCUGCUGCUGCUGAUGUCUAUGGUCCUCAACCAAGCUUGUUUGACCCCUGUAGCUCCACGCCACCCGCUGUCCCUGACACUCCCGCUGUCCCUGAUAAGAAGCGCAAAGAGAGACCCGGACGAUGACGGCGAGCAGCUCCGGAGCCUUCUCGAGCGAUCUGCCGCUACCCCUGAGGCCCAAGUCCUUCUCGGAACCCCCUUCUCCUCUGCUGGAUGGCACGACGACGUGCCAGGUGAAGGCGAGGAAUUUGAACUGCCCAUGAUUCCCUUCCGCGGCACCUCGAAUGAGUGGCCUUAUCAGGAAUACUCCAUCUUUGAGCAACAGUCUGGAGGUGUCCGUGACAAGGUUGACAGGAAGGGCAAAGGCAAGGCUAAAGAGGCUGGUCCUCCCUCUCCGGCUCCAGCAGCUUCUGCUUCCCCUGUUCAGACCAUCAACAGUCUCGAAAUGGACGCCGACUAUCUUACUUCCAAAUUCAACAAGAUGGGUCUCGAGGGUCAACGUUCUGAUGGACUGGUCAGAUACGAGGGUGAGGGCGAGGCGAAUUCCAGCAAGGUCACGUUGGAAGUGUUGGACGAGAGGGACAGGCUGUCGAGUAAGGGGUAUGUCAAGGAAAGAGAAGACUGGAUAAAUGGCUCUAUCGACAGAAAGUAUUUGGAGCUUGGAGGUGUUUGAUCAUAUGUAUG